This is a messenger RNA of Microtus oregoni (creeping vole), 3585 nucleotides long. RefSeq names its product protein FAM205A-2-like. The coding region runs from base 1 to 3585 and encodes 1194 amino acids. NCBI's taxonomy places the organism in Eukaryota, Metazoa, Chordata, Mammalia, Rodentia, Cricetidae. The record is from RefSeq and is a predicted model, not a curated record. The transcript is spliced from 4 exons.
AUGGUGUCCUUUAAAGAUGCUGCCACCUUGGCUGCAGCACAUCAGCCACAACCAGCCCCUCAAGUAGUUUUGAUCUCUGGUAACCCCCUGUUUGAAAACAUCAAAGUUCUCCAUUUCAAUGCCGGGACCACGCCAUACCCUCUAAACUCCUGUGGGUCUCCGGCCAGGAGACUUUCCCGAGAAGAAGCUGAGAAGCCGUGGGAGCUGCUGACUAUCAUGAAAAGCCAAAGCUGGCUCCCCAAGGAGGAGCGUGUGCGGCAGCUCCUGUGUAUAGAUCCCUGCUGCCAAAUCUGUGAUGCUGCAACUCUAGAGAUCCAGCAGUUGCUGGAGAGCGAGCAAAGUCAGAUCUCCCCUGCUUUGUUGGGACUGCCACAGGACUCUUCUUGCCUGGAGAUGUUGCCCGUAUCCAGUGAGACUUUUGAGCAGAACGUGGAGCUUCAUCCCAGACCCUCCACACAUCUUUCACUAGUGUCUGAAACUUCAACACUAGCACAGCUAACAGAUCACUUAGCACAGCCGCCCAAUGCAGCCGGUGUCCAACAGUGCUAUGAGGAAAACCUCCAGCUAGAGCAGAAAUUUCACCUGGCAGACAUGCCCAUGGUUCCAGAGACUAUGGUUCCUUCAAGUGGCUCUGAGCUCACUAUGGACAAAGUGGGGACCAUGUCCCACCUCACCAAAAGCUUGUGCUGGGCAGACCAGCCCACCCAGGCCUGCUGGGUUUCCGAAUGGUCCGUUGUAAGCCUGAGGCAAAGGAAGCACUGGCACCAGAUCCACGCUUUCUUGCCCUCUCGUGAAGCUGAACACCUAAGUGGCUUCUACCCACCCCCCAAGGCACAAGCUAAUGACUCGGGUAGCAAUUUUCAGAGUGAAUAUUAUAGCCAGUUAUUCUGUGGCCUUCCGUCUCUUCACAGCGAGUCCCUAGAUGUCCCUUCCGUGAGCUCUCAAGGUGGAUCCGAGAACAAGACUGCGUCCAAGCCCUCCUCCACAAGGGAGCUCUCACUCCCCUUCUUGCCCCAAACUCCACGUCAGUCAGCCCCUCCUACUUUCUCUUCUUCUCCAAAUGCCAAGACUCCCCAUGAGCAUAAAGGAGCAGGGAUGGAUGUCCCGGUUCUGACGCUGGCCGAGUGUGAAGCAUUGGAAUGUCACCUCCUAGACAGGCAAGUUAAGCUUCGGUGGGGCCUGCCGGCGGUCGUCCUAAGAAAUCGGGACACCCGGAGUCACGUGCUGUGUGAAGCACGCGGUAAAACUAAGACUGUAAAAACCACCCGGCCCUUCUGGCAUUGCACCAGGGAAUCUUCCUUCCCAGAGCAUGCGCGCAGGCUGUUGGAAUUCCACCUCCAGAAGCAGCUGACUCACCUGCGCUGGGGCCUGCCCCAGAGGAUCCAACGCUCCAUUCACUUGGUCCUCCCCUCUCCUAGCCAGCAGCCCCGGUCCUGCAGCAACGGGGCACUACCCAAUGUGAGCAUCCUGCAGCCAGGCGACCCAGAGGCUGAUGGGUCCGGUGACACGUUUGCAGUCGCCGUGGACAGAGGGUCAGUUCCCACACCUCACUUGUUCAGCCAGGCAAAGGCAAUGUUGAAGACCCACGUUGAUUCCAAAUGUGGACAGAUCCAUCAGGGCAAGGUCCCCGCCUGUGUCCAAAGUUUCCAGGAAUGCAGAAUUCCCAGGAGCUUGUCAGUAGGGGCUUCUUUCUCAAACAUUCCAGCAAGCCGGCACCUGGAGCUACAGGCAAAAAGUAACCCUGACCUACAGCACACAGCUAUUUCUCAGGAACCACAACCAGCAGCCCUCGACCAGGAGAAACAGGCCUCAUCAGGCGCUCUCAUUGAGCACUGUAAGCGGCCACAAGCCCUACCUGAGGAAACUGUUAAGAAACUGGAGACAACGUUGCAGCAUAAGUAUCUGGCCUUCCUGUCAGGUCUGCCUGCCCUUUACUGCGUGGCCCUCUCUAGACCCUCAUCCCCAGCAGUCACUAGCAAACCUAGAACCACAGAGAGGAUGUCCGGGGCUGUCAAAAGCCCACCAGAAACUCUGCCUCACACAACCUCCCUCGAAGGUUCACUUGAGCCAUGUACUCGGGAUGACAAGGAGGCUUCUGCGGACAUUGCAGGACAGGUCCAGUCUGAAGUGCAGGUGGCAGGAAGGACAAGGAAGAGGCCUCCAUACAGCCCCAACUUGUUAAACACACAUAUCUUGGCGAGACUGAAUUUCCACCUGAAAAAGAAGGUCCUAGCGAUGCAAUUUGGAAUAUCCACAAAGGAGAGGGAGGACAAAGAGCUAGCCAUAGCAGACCUAGAGAGUGAAGCUAUACGGGAGUUUCUUAGGAGUCUCAGCAUCCCAGAAAGCACAGCGCUACCACAACUGCCCAACUCAGGGGACUCUCCUCCGGCCCCAGAUGCAAACAGGGUCCACCUUGGUAAACAGCCAGCCACUGCAGGGCAGGCCGUGUGCCACAAGCAAAAGCAACCUAGUUCCAAGGCAGCGCCCCAUGGUUCUGCCCAGUGGGGCUCCAAGGCCUCACAACUCAGGAAUAUGACUGAGGCCCAAGUGCACUGUGUUCAGCUGGAGACCAGUGGGGAAAAACCCAACCUAGAGAAAACCUUUAGCACUGAGCCUCAAAGCCCAGGCAAGAGCAAGUACUCAGCCCAUGUCCCCACACUGACAGAAAAGAGACACGAGUCAGGGAAACCCAAGGCAGUGUGGGACCUUGAAGAAGGGGAUGCAGGUCUUGGGCUUCCCCUGACCAGUGGGAAGACACACCAUGAUGGAGACAAGGAGCCAGAAAAGAGGCCUCCCCCUGAGACACCCCAAGGCUCCUCAGAGCAGAGGCCUAGAUCUUAUCCGCCCAGCCCCCAGGAUCUCUCUGAGUUUGAGUUCCCAGAUCCACCUCCAGAAGUCCUUAUGGUGAUAGACGCUGCACAGAACAUGCAAGACAGUCUGACCAAGGUAGAUGCCAUCCUGGAACCUGCAAGGAGUGCCAAGGUCCCCCAGCCUGUGGCCUCCAAGACUUCCCAAGGUUUGCCUUUCCCAUGCCCACCAACUCAGGGAAAACCUUUUAGGGGCCAAGCUUGGCAAGACCACAUUUCACAGAGGCAGGUGAUGCCAGGCUCUCCUCAUGGUAGCCCCAGCCUUCCAGAGACUGGCUUGAAAAAUAAGAUGAAAUCCUUCCUUCACUCUAUGAGCCCCAAGAUAAAAGACAAAACCCACAUGGAACCCCCGGUCUCUACACCUGGGAAAGUGUCCAAACCCAGUCAAGAAAAUGCUGACAAGGGUCUGCCUCAAGCCAAAAGCCCCACCAAGAAAACUAAGACAGAGAACUGCAGGGUUCCCAAGGCCCAACCUGCGUCCUCUGAGAGGUCAGUGGUCACAUCGUUUUUAACUGCUCCCCACACUCUAGACAGUAAGCUCGGGCCAGGCUCUCGACAGCAUGGCUCUGUCUCAGGACCAGGCCAGCACCGACACUGUCCUCGGCACUGCCCUAGAUUGGCUUGUGCAACCCAACAAGGAAACCCACCUAGGUCCCAAGGUUCAGCUAGAAAUAUUCGUCUGGUAAAGGAGAACCCCCAGUGUGAUGACAGUUUAUAG